GUUGAUCUCUCUCUACAUAUUGGUUAUAUAUGUUGAGUUAAAUUGAUCAUUAUAACUCUGAUAUUUGCUUUGCUCACAGAAACUGGACUACCAGUGGUACCAGACAGCCGUGUUUGAGACAACCUGCUUCAUCAACUGUAUCACCUGGAACAUGGAAGGUUCAAAGUUGUUGACAGCAGGUGACACCAUACAGAUCUGGGUCCAUACACAGGACAUCAGUCCGGGUGGUCACCAGGUCCAGUUCUCCAUGGGAGGGGAGGAUACCCACGACUCCACUGGUCAGACACUGGACAGUAACCACUUAGGUCCAGAGGUCCACUCCUCCGGUCAAACACUGGACCCGAACCACUUAACUCCAGAUGUUCACGAAGAGAGUACAUGGGACUGCAUUUGGAGUCAGAAACCAGCGACGCCAAUCUAUCACGUCAAGUUUUCCCCGGAUGGAUUGCUGUUUGCUUCAGCUGGAAAGGCUGAUCGACUUGUGAAAAUUUGGCACGAAGAUAGAAAAUUACAAUUACCUCUGAUGCGUGCCGAUAGUACUGUUAGUCCCAAGAAGGAAGUACAUCACUAUUCCUUUGUGUACAUCGCCCAUCCCCGCGCCGUCACAGGUUUCUCUUGGAGGAAAACAAGCAAGUACAUGCCGAGGGGCUCGGUGGCCAACAUGCUUGUGACAUCCUGUGCUGAUAAUGUCUGUCGACUGUGGUGUGAAACCAUCCUUCCUGAUGACGGACUUGUUGACCUUGAACAAUUCGAUCCUGCCACAACCUCUGAAAGAAAGUUUCAUACUCACCGACAUAAAAAACGCUUCAUGCAACGUCUUAAAACCAUCAGACACGCCAUUCACAAGCGGAGAAAGCAUCACAAGUUUGGCCCUGACACGUUGAUGAGUAUGGCUAACCUAUCCAGCAUUAACAGUGUAGCCAGUAUUCACGAUUUCCACAAGUUUGCCCUCCACAACAACGGUGUAGCUCCGCCUCUACACUUCCACUUAGCCGCCAGUAUCAACCCAGAAACAGGUCAUCCAAAAAAGAAGAAGUCUGGUCUGUUCAAGAAGAAACACAAGAGUCACAAAAGUCCUAAAGAAAGCAAGGAACUAGGAAAUUUUGCUGGGAGCCAAUCGAGUAUUGCAUCCGAUCAGGGAGAUCAUACAUCAGAGGGCACCUCAAGUGGGGGCCUGUCACCGGACGUUCCUGGUUCAGUGAUAGAUGCUUUGGAUAGGAAGAUUGAGGCACUUCUCAAAGACUGGCACCAGAGUGCAGACAUGUUGUUUAGUAUUCACCCUGUGGAUGGAAGCUUCCUUGUAUGGCUAGUUGAUUGGAUGGACGAAUACAACCCGUACUGUUUCCGUCAGGCCCAGGUCAGUUUCUCAUCGCGCCUUCCACAUGCAUUUCCAGUUCCAGACGCUCGGACGAUGGCAACCAAUCUACUUAUGUACUGCAAUUACAGUAAAAUGGACAUAAAAUCAGCCAUGCGUAUCAGUGAAAACCGGUUUUCCCCUAGUAACCCUACGGCCCCCACAAAAAUACAGACUCAACCCGCCCCAGCUACGGGUAAAUGUUUCCCUGGACAGAAUGACAACAUGCUUAUACCUAAUGUUUUACUGAUCACCAAACACUUCAACGGCUCCCUUAAUCAGUGGCAGGUUAGUUUUGCAGACAGUUCUAAGUUCUCGACAGUGGUCAGUGUUGCCCAUGCGUCGAGGGCGUGUGGUCAUCGCUUCCGGACAAAUUCGGCUGCUUGUCACCCAGUGUUACCAUUAUUGCUUACAACAUCACAUCACAAUGUCCCAAAACCAUUGACACCAUGCAAAAAUGGGGAUUACCAUAGCAACGGUGACCAUAACAGUCACGAAGAGGAAGAACACGGGGUGUUACCAGGUCAGGAAAGCCUGGUCGGGGGUGUGGAGUUCUGUAGUGAGUUGAUUCUCUGGAGAGUGGAUCCUGUCGGCCCGCUGUCGAAGUCAGGUGGUAUUAUAGAGCUGGCUCGCAUCAACUCGCCACAACUGUCUGCCUUCGACAAUGUAGCCUGGGUACCCACACUACUACCAAGUUCUACUCUAGGAUCCUACAGUAACUCACCGAGUGCCCUGUUUGUGGCCUCUGAUGGAAACAGUUUGAUGAUGUAUCAGGCCGUUAUUGAUGCGCGAACUCUACUGCUGGAGAUGGGAAGUCAGAAAAAAGACCUACAGAAAGGAAUGAGUUUUUCCAGUAAUACCAGUUCAGGGUAUAGUGUUGAGACCCCCAGAGCGGCCGGGGAGCUGUUUAACAUCGUCAGUCUACAGUCUUCUGCUCGCCCCGGCUGUAUCAUUGAGAUGGAGGCCAUAGCUGAUGCCAAGCAGGAUUGGCAGCAAACACAGCUGCUCCAUGUCUUCCAAGAACAGUUGGUGACUGGACGUCCCAGUAACAGUACUAAUGGAAUGGAGGCCAUCGUGGACCUCCGAGAAUCUGGGUCCUUCUCCGAAAAUUUUUAUUUGGUUGUGCUGGAGCGAAAUAAGGAUAAGGGUUCAACUAUCCACAUGUGGAAAAUCAAUAUCGCCUCACAGACCGGUCUCCAUGAUGGCAACCAAAGUCGACACUACGUCCCAGAUAACAACUUUGUACAGGAAGACGAGUCUGACACAGACUCCUAUAUAGGAUCGCCAGUCAACGGUCCACCCAAGUCUACUGCCGUGGUUCGCCUUACCUUCUCCACAACCAAGGUUUGUUCACAACCUCUAUCUCUGCCUGAUGGUGUCAGUGUGGUUAGUGCGUCGGUCUCAGCUGGACAUCUUAGCUCCGCCUCCAUCUACCCAGCAUGCCUUGCUCCGUAUCUACUGGCAACAGCAUGUUCUGAUGGUAAGACGCGAUUCUGGCGAUGUGACCUGAAAGCUGUGUCUGCCAUCAACCACCUCGAGAUGACAUGUAGUACAACAAGUUAUGAACUAGCUGUAGAGGAAGAGGAUGGAGUACGACGGCCCACCAUCUCCACGGUAACUCGUACUGAUGUCAUGGACACUAAAUUCUCGUGGGCAGAAUGGCACAUGAUGGGACAGUCAGAGGCGAGCUUAUUACAUGUCAGAGGUCAGCCAAUCUCCGUGAGCUGUGCAUACAGUGGUCGAGUGGCUGUCGCUUAUCGUCUGGGUGGCGUGAGAUCAGCUCCUGACAAUGACAAUAAAUACGUCAACCUCAACGUGGCGGUGUAUGAGUGUGAAUCGACAGGAGGAUCAGAAUGGACACUGGAGGAUACCAUAGAACUAAAAAACAUCAGUAUACCAGACCCAAAGGCAGAAAUAGACCUCAACUUUAUUUUUACAGCGGAUAAUCAUUCAUCAAGAUCAUCACAUUACGACGAUGAUAGUCCCGGGACAUUGUCUCCAUCUUCUUCUCUUGUAAAUAUGACACGGACAAAGUCUGUACCCAGCCUCAGUACCAUCUUCACAGUGAGGAAGUGUAUAGCAGAGCAUGGAAACAAGACUGGAAUGUUACAACAGAAACACUUGGUCCAGCUUGACUGGGUGUCGACAGAGGACGGAGGCCAUAUUUUAACAGUAGGUGUGGGUUCUCGUAUACUCAUGUACUCACAAGUAUCAAAUGACAUUGUACAGUCAUCGAAACGCGGCGGCCAGACUACAGACAAAAAGAGCAGCCAACCGUUCAGUCAGUCCAUUAAGGACGUCAGCCACCGACGCAGCAUGUUCCAGAAAUCUAAGUCUAUGGUAGUGGACGACCGCCAAGAGGAGAUCAAAUGGAUGAAGCUACGCUCAAUAGAUCUAUCCACGGCUGAUGGAUUACCUCCCUUGCCAAUGCAUUUGUCGUGGGUGCGUGGUGGAAUCUUGGUUGUUGGUAUGGACAAUGAAAUGCACGUGUAUAGUCAGUGGAGGGGGUCUGGUACCAAUGACGUUUUACCUGUAGAAGAAAACGAUAACAGGAGUUUUGAGGAUGCUGGUCUUUCCAUGAACUUAUCCAGUCUGAAACCUCAACAACAUUUUAAACCUUCAUAUUCUAUGCCAAGUUUCAAGCAUCUGAAUACUCUGAGCUUGAAAAAGGAGAAAUUACAAGGUUCUGAAUCCAAUCUGUUAAGGUUUAGUUUGUCAAAAGAUAAAAGUGAAAGUCUAACCAGCUUGUCUGCUAUUCACGAGUUCGGACUAUUUGAGGCAGCUCGGCAAGCAAAUCCAGUUCUUCCACAGUACCAUCCUAAAAAGCUCAUGGAGCUGCUUAAUUUUGGCAAAAUACGGAGAGUGAAGGCCAUACUAGCCCACCUCGUACGGUACGUGGCCGGUGGGGACAUCAACCAAGUCGAGGAUAUGGAGGAAUAUGAAAAGGAUGAUGGGAAAUGGAAUCAGAACCGUCCUCGUGUGAUUUCCGUCAGUGGGGCAAGUCCUUGUGAUAUGCCACGUCUUCAGGAAGAGCUUAAGCUGGAUUACAAAGAGAUAAGCUCCAUACCACCUCUCCCUAUGUAUGCUCUGUUAGCUGCAGAUGAAGAUAACACUGUCGCCAAGGCUGACACGAUUACUUCUGGAGGUCAGGUUACCACCAAGGUUGAACAAGACUAUGGGGAUUUGUUUGACAGCGCUCCUAAUCUGGACGACGAACUGGACACCACAAUUGGAGCAUCGUCAGUGGAUAGCCGUACGUCGCGGACGAGAUUGCAGUCCACUGUGACGUCAUCACGCCAGAAUCCAUACUACUUUGGUCCGGAGUACUCUCUAGCACUCACCAGUCACUUGACCCACACACAGCUACCUGGACUGUCCAGUCUUGACCAGAUGUAUCUGUUAGCUCUGGCCGACACUGUAGCUAACACCAAAAUGGACUUUGCAGAUCGCAUGGAAACAGACAAACCAGAUUCUAGUAUGCAUGAGAACUUGAAGGAAGGAAAUGCUGCAGAAUCUAUGGAUGACUGUGGCCUAAGAUUCAUUCUAUCAAUGAGGCAUCACACUUAUCUUGUGCGUACUCUGCCACCUCGACAGAGGAUAGUUCUACAACAACAGGGACUCAAGUCGUUUAACCUGGUGUGGGGAUACCACUCCGAGGCUACAGAGGAACUGCUGUCAUACAUCCCUGGAGUACAGCGUGACGAUCCCACGUGGGAGGAACUCAAACAGUUUGGUGCAGGCUGGUGGAUCAACAACAUCAAUAUACUCAGACGAUGCAUAGAAAAGAUUGCCAAAGCUGCAUUCCAGAGAAGAAAAGACCCAAUGGAAUCUGCUAUAUUUUACCUGGCCAUGAAGAAGAAAAAUGUCCUCUGGGGAUUAUACAGGUCAAUAGAUGAUAAGAGAAUGAUGCAGUUUUUCCGAAACGACUUCACCCAAGACAGGUGGAGGAAAGCGGCAUUGAAGAAUGCAUUCGCUCUGCUUGGCCGUCAGAGGUUCACACAUGCUGCAGCAUUCUUUCUGUUAGCUGGUGCAUUAAAUGAUGCUGUCGAGGUUUGUCUGGAUAAGCUCAAUGACAUACAGCUGGCACUGGUUGUCUGUCGUUUGAACGAUGGAGAGGAUAUGAUGCCUAACAGUGUCAAGAAGAUUCUCUACACGAGCAUUCUUGGUUGUGAUGAGAAGGGAGACAACUAUGAUAGUUGUAAGGCUCACCCUGACCCUUUCCUACGAAGUAUGGCGAUGUGGUCCCUCAAGGAUUACCGCGGUUCACUGAACACACUGCUACACUCCAAUGACAGUCAUCAUCACAAAGUGAUGGACAGUGUUGAGCUGGAGGGUCAUAAUGCUAUGCCUAGUGUAUUUAAUUUCUACAACUUCUUACGCACACAUCCUCUGCUAGUCCGGCAGCGGAUAGCUGCCACAGGCCAGUCUAAGCGAAGCAAAAACAUUAUCCCGGGAUUUACUCGACAGCAGACCGUUGUGUUAGAUGAUAGUUCUGUGUUUGUGGACAAAGUGACGCCCAUGGAAAGAAAACUGUUCUUCACAACGGCUCACUCUCAUUAUAUGAAUGGAUGUCCAUUACUUGCCCUGGAAGUUCUGUCCAAACUACCUCCUGUCAUUGAAGACAAGAAAGCUACAGAUGUAGACUUAGAAAGUGAGACAUCAUCAAAGGAUGACUGUAUAAACACAGGUACACUCGAGAAUGAUGCCACGGUAACGGACUGGAGUAAACCGGUCGUCAAUGGAGUAAAGGACACGUCAGGUGGCAUGGAUUGGGGUACGCCUGUGUCGUCUGUGACCGAUACAGGUGACAGUACGGACUGGGGGGCACCAGUCACUAAUUUCGAUGUGGAUGAUGCCCCAAGUUUCAAUAUUUCAUCAGAAGAGGAUGAAGACGAUGAUGAAGAUGAUGAUAGUAAGAAUGUGAUAUCUAAAACUAAAGGAAAGUUGGAGAAGUUACCUACAAUCGUUGUAGAGGAACCCAGCCCAGUCCUCCUGAGUAGUGAGGAUAUGUCACCUGAAAAACCACAGGAGAAGGUCAAGGACAAAGGUCACCAAGUGGACAUCUUUGCCCAACAGUACAAGUUCAUCGCCUGUCUCAAGGUACUGAUGGAGGAGAUGCAGACUCUGGCCACAGGGUUUGAAGUGGAUGGUGGACAGUUACGCUUCCAGCUGUACAUUUGGCUGGAGCGGGAGGUGGAGGUACUCCAGUACCUUUGUAACUAUGGUGAUACGGAUCCUGAAGGUCAAGAGGACCUACAUACAAACACAGACGCCCUGAAUGGUUACGAUGAUGACACGUUGUUGGAUGUACACACCAGUUUUACACGUUCAAUGUCUCAGCGGUCGGAUUCCUCUUACAAGCCUACACUUCAUGAAGUCAUUCUGGCUGAAAAGAUGGACUUUGAGGCAAAGCUCGAGAGAAUGGCUCGCCGUAAACAAUGGUUGAGAUCCAACCAACAACUACUGCGUACUCUGGCCAGCUACUGUGUGCUCCAGGGAGCCGGGGGAGGGGGGCUGGCCUCGGUGGAGAUGGAACUUCUACUUCUCUUACAGGAGUUACAACAGGACAAGCCUCAGCAGCAGUUAUUAUCUCCCCUGCCGUUCCCCACCACACUUCCGCUCCUGUCAGCCAGUAUCGCCAGCUCCAAGACGGUUGUCGCAGACCCCAUCCAACACAUCCAGUGUAUGACUCAGGACCUCCUACAUUCCAUCGUGGAGCUGACGGUUCCUCCUAGCCUCGGUAUCAACAUGAACACCGUCCUGGUCAUGCAGAAACUGAGUGUGGCAUUGUCCUCUUGUAUCUACCAGUGCCUUUGUGAUUGUGACAGCUUUGUCGUGUCACUUAACGAAACCCAGGGAACUUCCAUGGACGGCUUUAUGGCGCACAACUUCAGCAGUAGUCAGGCGGGACACUUGAUGGCAGGAGUUCAGCGUUAUCGCCGUAAAUCAAGCACCGGGGACAAUCUCAUCAACACUCCGCCGUCGAAAUGGCCCGGAGUAACCUCCCUUAGGGUACUGCUGGCUCAGGAGAAAGACGACGCUGCACCAAAGCUAAACAUCUUAUGUUGUGAGAGUUUAGUUGCAGUGUAUGUGAGUCUGCUGGUAAACGCCAUGGCAAUGUAUGACUGCAACAUGCUCUAUCGUCUCGUGUCCCAUCGAUUCGAGCACCAGAUGUGGGGGGCGUUGUUUGGUGGUGGAGUCAAGACGGCACUGAAAGUUGCUAACAACCCUCAUCCUGUCUCUAUGCGGCCUGGUGAUGAAAGCAGAAUCAAACUGACCAUGAAAGUCAUCGGAGCUGCACCAGGUACCAAGGAGAAAACUACCUUCAGGGAAACGUUUGUUCCUCCAGAACUUAGCAUGAUAUCGUUCUUUAUGACAAAGCCAUUUAACACCUCAUCUGAAAAGGAAUUCCACUAUGAUUCGGAGGAGUCUUUAUCAGAUGAAGAUGAGCCAUUUGAUGAUGAUGACGAUGACUAUCUUAGACCUAAAACCUUGCCACUAGCAUCCACACAACAGUCUACAGACCCCACAUCCUACUCCUGGGCCCUGAUCCGGUUCUGUGUGGUCAAAGUCAUACUACACAAUCUUCAAGUCUUCCUUCCACAGAUCGGCAUAGAACUUCAAGAGCUCCCUAUCUGCUCCACUCUUAUGCACACAGUGUUGAAGACUCUGGAGCAGUGGAUGGAAGUCCUACAGGGAAAAUUGGAGCUGUUUGCUGGACCUCCGGAGGAUUUCAUCGCUGGCCUUCAGCUGGAUGUGAUAACAGGUGUCCCGCAGUCCAAAUACCAAGUGUUGUUACAGCCUCAGAAUUCACCGUUUACUGACAACCAUGUCUGUCUGCCGAUCAAAAGACUAUGGUUCCACCUGCUGAAACAGAGUGCGCUGAAAGACAUCUUCAUCCGAUAUAUCUACAGGAAGAAAAAGAUUCCACACAUGGAGGAGUCUGUCAGUCAGUCAGAUGUUCCAGACGGAAGCGUUAAGAUACGGGAUCCUAUGAAGAUCAUCCACAAGGAACAAGAUAUCAUUACGGCAUUUGCCCUCAAUCAGAAUAUAUAUCCGGUUAUAGAUGCCAAUUCUAGCUUCUUGGUGCUGUCUACACAAAAGGAUGUCGUAGAGCUUGACAUUGGUCAUCUACUAAAUCCACCAUCCUGGAUGGAGGAUGACAAUGAGAUGGACAUAGAGUAUAUCAGAAAUCCCAAUCCUUCCGAGGGAAGUACCACUGACUUUUUUGUGGUGCAAGCUCCGUCUGACAAUCAGCAGAGUGGAAUGACCUCAGGAAUGUCCAGCCCCCAGACAGGGGCUUCAACCCCCACACAUCCUGGAUCUGGGGCCUACUCACAGACUGGCAGGGGUACUAAUGUGAUUAAACGUCAUCUAAAGUUUGAGUUGUUACGCCGACCAGUGUCCGGAGUUAGGCGAAUAGGAUCCCACCCAAAUCUUCCCCACUACCUGACUGGAGGAUCCGAUGGGAGCGUCAGACUCUAUGAAUGGGGCCACGUUCAGCCUCUGGCCAUGCUUAGACAACCAGGCGUGUUUCCUAAAGUCACCAAAGUUCUGUUUAGUUCCCAAGGAAACAAGUGCUGUGUCAGUGAUACGGAGGGAGAUAUCUGUCUGUGGCAAGUUGGACUUGGCAGCAACUUCAACAAACCCAUCAUGAAACUCAAAUGUCACAACAAGACAACCAGUGACUUUGCGUUCGUGGGGUCGUCCAGUCUGAUUGCCACGGCCGGCCAUUCCUCGGAGAGUCGUAACGUAUGUUUGUGGGAUACAUUACUACCCCAGCGGAGUGCCUGUGUACAUGCAUUUACCUGUCAUGAACAUGGCUGUCCUGCUGUUGUGUAUGCUCCACACCACCAGCUCCUGAUUAGUGGAGGACGGAAGGGAGAAAUAUGUAUAUUUGAUAUCCGACAGAGACAGAUACGCCACACCUUCCAAGCACAUGAGUCUGCAAUUCGCUGCCUGGCUAUGGACCCUGAGGAAGAGUACUUUGUAACUGGGUCAUCGGAGGGAGAUAUUAAGGUUUGGGGCUUGGACGUUCACCAGAUGGUCGUGGGCUUCCCAGGAGAACACAGUAAAAACACGUUUUUCCGAAACAUGGGCGCUGCUUCCGGUGUAACUCAAGUCUCCAUCGGCUCAACCCAUCACCUGUUCUCCUGUGGUGUGGACGGAUCAAUGAAAUUCCGGGCUUUACCAGAACGCGAGACGAUCGUGAGAUACUGGUCUGCAACGUAGUAGUGAUGUUAAACUGAUUCCACUGCUACGGUAGUUACAUAUCUGACUCUAGCGUCACGGAGAUGUAUGUUGUCAUGGAGACGGUAGAAUAGCUAGCCACAAUGCUAUGUGAAUAGAAAUGGGUCUGAGAAAGGUCUGCACUGGAUAUUUACCAAAAAUGAAAAUGUCUUUUUUCCGUGUUCCAUUGUGUAAUAUUACAUGUGCUUGAAGAGGCUUUCAACUUUUUGACUUGUUACCAUGCUAGCUUGGUUUCAUUUUGUUAAAUCCAGAAAGGAGAAUGAUUUUUAUUUUGUUUUGACUGAUGCUCAAAUGAUACAUUUUUCUAUAUAUCUGGUAUAGAAUUUGUUUUCUUAGUCAGAGAAUUGGAUUGGCAUUUUAAUUAUUGUUGAUGAAGCAAUAUCAAACAACAAGUAACCAGUCUGUACUGUUGCUAAUAGGAACAAGAAAUUUUAAUGUAUAACAUCUCGGAACUUUGAUGUAUGAUGUAGAAAUUGUGUGAAGGUAGAUCAUCGCCCACAGGUCUGGAGAGAAACCGCCUAAUAGGUGGAAGAACUGGGUCUCCCCAGAGCUUUAAAACUGCUAAUAGGUGGAAGAACUGGAGAGAAACCGCUAAUAGGUGGAAGAACUGGGGAAAAACCGCUAAUAGGUGGAAGAACUGGGGAGAAACUGGUAAUAGAUGGAAGAACAGGGGAAAAACCACACAUACCAAAAACAGUUGUUCUCCCUAAACCACAUGUAACCAAGAACAACUGUAGAAAGGUAUUAGUUGUGUGAAGAAACCAGCAGAGCCCUCGAGAGAUCCAUAGCUUGAACCGUAACAAGAUUCAUCUUAAAUGUUGAUGUAAGAAUACACCACCAUCAUAUUAGUAAUUUUGUGAGACGUACAUAUAAUGUACAAUUGUGGCAGAAAAAGUCUCUUUCCUGACAGAACUUUACAUACCUGUAAAAAUGAUAUCAAGUUCAGAUUACCUUUAUGCUGUAAAGUGAUAAUUUUGUUGACCAGGUUUUAUUUUUCAGCAAAAUCUGAACUGUGAUAAACAGAUUCUGUGAUAAAUGGGAAAGCUGCAGUUUGUUUAGCUGGGAAGGGUUAAUGUUGGAUCUGUUACAGAUGGGGAUAUACUGGAAUCAGUCUGUCUGUCUGUCCAUCCGUCUGUCAACACAAUUGUGUACCACCUACUCCUCCCGACAGUGGGAUUGUACAACAGAUUUCAACAAAACUCAAAUUUUGUUGCCAUGGUAACUGGUCAUUAUACACAGAUUUUGUGUAAUGGCCAAUAUCAGUCAUUAGGUCAAAUUUAUUCAAACCUAAUCAAGUGGUGUAACUUAUUAACACCUAUUACUUAAUUAGACAUCAUGUGAUUUUACAGAACUUGUUACUAUGGAAAUAUAACGGAGGCUUCUGAUUGGUCAAAAUUUAGAUAUUGUCUCAUUAGGCUUCAGACUUGAUACAGAUAUAAGUGUUUUGAGGAAUAGCAAAUACAAUGGUGCUAUUUUUCCAAAACAAAAGAUGUCAUUUGGUUGCCAUGGUUACAAAAUUAAUGAGGGUUAUGGGGUGUAUUAGUCAGCCAUAUUGGCUUACAUUUCUAUUGUUGGAUAAGUUACAGACAGAAGUAUCCUUUUUGCUUCUUACCCAGUAAGUAAGGGGAGCAAGCAACAGGACAUCAAAUGGUUCAAUAUUAGUUUUUGAGAAAUUUAGUUAAUAUAUAUAUUAUAAUUCAAUUUGUUUUGUUUUUUAAGUGAGGAGUGAGUAUUAAGUUUGGAUGUAAGUGAUCUUGUUUGAUGUUGGUUGAUUGCUUGUACACUUUGUUUAUAUAUAGUUUUGAUGGAAUCCGAAAAUGAUGUUGAUAUUACCUAGGUAUUGUACACGGUACAAGUUUAUUGUGGAUGUUGUUAGUCACGACGGGAGAAUGUGUGUGAAAGUUUGGAGAUAAAAGAUGAGGUGGAAUCUAGUUGUGUAAAUGCUGUUAAAAUUAAAAUCUUCUGUAAAAUAGGAAGUGGGGAUAUAUCAGAAUGCUGACUAUACGUCACUACUCAUCUACCAUUUUUUGCCCUUUAUUCAAAUUGCCCUGCGUCCGAGGUCCGUUAUCCAUUGCAUGUCUGUAAAUAAACAAUCCUUGUUAUUGCUAUUUCUUGAGAAGUAAUGGAAGGAUAUUUCUCAAACUUUAUACGUGGGUUCCCCUUGGUCCCUACUUGUGCUCGUUUGAUU
Messenger RNA from Pecten maximus, 11792 nucleotides. Its product is annotated as dmX-like protein 2. Gene Ontology annotation, cellular component: RAVE complex. Gene Ontology annotation, biological process: vacuolar acidification. Gene Ontology annotation, molecular function: protein binding. The record is from RefSeq and is a predicted model, not a curated record. NCBI's taxonomy places the organism in Eukaryota, Metazoa, Mollusca, Bivalvia, Pectinida, Pectinidae.